CAUGCUCCUCCUCUCAAUUCCUCUUCCCCUUCUCUUACUCUCUCUCUCUCUCUCUCUCAUCCCCAGCACAAAACCGGAGCUUCAUCGUAGCCUGUACACAUCCAAAUUCAUACAGUGCCGAUAGCAGCAUCGGUGUCGCUGGGAGGAGACGUAGAGGAAAAAAUUUGGAACCAUACUCAUCACCCUAUUCCAUUGAUCGGACUGCAAACCAGGUACAAAAUGAGCGUGAAGGCACCUUCAACGAGGACGCGGGUAGGGAAGUACGAACUAGGAAGGACCUUAGGUGAGGGCACUUUCGCUAAGGUCAAGUUCGCAAAGAAUGUCGAAACUGGAGAAAAUGUCGCAAUUAAAAUCAUUGAUCGUGACCAAAUCCUUCGUCUCAAGAUGGUCGAACAGUUAAAAAGAGAAAUAUCAACGAUGAAGCUCAUCAAACAUCCGAACGUCAUCCAAAUCUAUGAGGUUAUGGCCAGCAAAAGAAAGAUUUACAUUGUUCUUGAGUUUGUUGAUGGAGGCGAGCUCUUUGACAAAAUUGCAAGGAACGGUAGACUUAAAGAGGAUGAGGCAAGGAGAUAUUUCCACCAGCUUAUCGAUGCUGUAGAUUACUGUCAUAGUAGAGGAGUGUCCCAUAGAGAUUUGAAGCCUGAGAACCUACUUCUUGAUUCAUACGGCACACUUAAAGUUUCUGAUUUUGGAUUAAGUGCAGUAUUGUCUAAACAAGUACAGGGGGAUGGGCUGCUUCACACUGCCUGCGGAACCCCAAAUUAUGUUGCUCCUGAGGUUCUCAAAGACAAAGGUUAUGAUGGUACAGGCUCUGAUAUCUGGUCUUGUGGGGUCAUUUUGUAUGUUCUUAUGGCAGGAUACUUGCCCUUUGAUGAGCCAAGCCUUAUGGGUUUGUAUAAAAAGAUAUGCAGUGCUGAUUUCACAUUUCCAUCAUGUUUCUCUUCUGGUUCAAGGAAACUGAUAAAGCGCAUUCUUGAUCCAAACCCUGUUACACGGAUAACCAUACCUCAGAUAUUAGAAGAUGAAUGGUUUAAGAAAGGAUACAAGCCUCCGCAGUUUGAGCAGGGAGAUGAUGUAAAUCUUGAUGAUGUUGAUGCUGCUUUUAAUGACUCAAAAGAGCAUCUAGUAACAGAAAGGAAAGAGAAGCCUGUGUCAAUGAAUGCGUUUGAGCUUAUUUCUAAAACCCAGGGAUUUAGCCUUGAUAAUUUGUUUGAGAAGCAGGCGGGUCUUGUGAAGCGAGAAACCCGUUUUGCAUCUCGUACCCCUGCAAAUGAAAUUAUGUCUAAAAUUGAGGAUGCUGCAAAGCCUUUGGGCUUUAAUGUUGACAAGCGAAACUACAAGAUGAAGUUGAAAGGUGACAAAAAUGGGAGGAAGGGUCAGCUUUCAGUUGCCACUGAGGUGUUCGAGGUGGCACCAUCAUUGCACAUUGUGGAGCUGCGGAAAAUUGGUGGUGAUACAUUGGAGUUUCACAAGUUCUAUAAAACUUUCUCGACAGGGUUAAAAGAUGUAGUCUGGAAAUCUGACGGAACGUAGAAGGAUUAAAGUUGUAACAGGAACUGCCAGAUUGGUGUCCUUGUCCAUUGCUGAAGUGAUUCUUAGUCAUUUUAGAUGCAUCCAAUUGCAUCUAUGAAUCUGCAAGUUGGGUGCCAUGCAUUAAAUGCUUCAUUUUUUCAACUAGUCUAAUUAAUGGCGGGAUGAACAGCUCAGAGUUGACUAAGCAAAUAGGGAAGUGUUUAGUCAAUUAAUUUGCUAUGUUAGGUAGAAAGUAUAAACCAGAACAUUAUAAUUAGGAUGUUCUAUGAUUUUAGAUUAAAUAACAUUUCUAGAUUGGCCGAUUGUAUAGAUCUGGAUGCAGGGGAAACUUUCCCCGUUAGGCAGAAGUCUAGUAAAUGGUUAUAAUCCCUCCAUUAUGAUUC
Messenger RNA from Manihot esculenta (cassava), 1916 nucleotides. RefSeq names its product CBL-interacting serine/threonine-protein kinase 9. Lineage: Eukaryota; Viridiplantae; Streptophyta; Magnoliopsida; Malpighiales; Euphorbiaceae. Bases 220 to 1533 code for a protein of 437 amino acids. The transcript has 15 exons. Gene Ontology annotation, molecular function: protein kinase activity; ATP binding. Gene Ontology annotation, biological process: protein phosphorylation; signal transduction. The record is from RefSeq and is a predicted model, not a curated record.